UAUGUCUUAUAAAUUAAUCCAAUCUCAUAGCCUUCUCUAAAGCAAAGCCUCUCCAUCAAACUUGGCUUCUUUUCCUUCGUAGAGAGCUAUCCAUCCUUGAGCAUGGCGGGUCCUCCACAGCUAUCUUCACGACCCGCCCGCCCGAACAUAUUGCGCUACGUCAUAUUGGUCCUAGUAGCACUAAUUGUAUUGGUUGGUCUCGUCGUGCUCAUCAUUUGGUUGACUGUUAGGCCGAAACGAUUAAGCUACACGGUGGAAAGCGCUGCGGUCCAUAACUUUGACAUGAGCACAACUCAGCUUAAUGCUUCCUUCAAUUUCGGAGUGAAAGCUUACAAUCCCAAUAGACAUGUUUCGGUUUAUUAUGAUCAUGUCACUGUUACGGUUGGGUUCGGCGAUCAAGAUUUGGCGUUUGGCGUGAUUAAGCCCUUCUACCAACCUCACAAAGAUGUGACAUGGUUGAACAUGGACCUUAAUGCUAAAAACUUUUUGUUGCACGACUCGGUGUCGAAGGAUCUAGCGCUCGAAAAGGCAGCGGGAGAGAUGGAUUUGGAUCUUUGGAUCAAGGCGAGAAUUAGGUUUAAGGUUGGAGUUUGGAAGUCGGGGCAUCGGACGCUUCGAAUUCGGUGUUCGCCCGUGAUUGUCUACUUGUCUAAAGACAAGGAAUUCAAGAGGACUGCUUGCUUUACUGAAGUCUAAAGAUGCCUUCUCAACUUACUUUCUUAAAUUGUGUUCUUGAUGGUGUGGUGUUGGGAUUAGUUUUUCAAGUUUGGAAUUUGUGAGCUGUGAUUGUUGUUUUUCAAUUGGGUUUGUGUUCAUGUAUAUGCUCUUUUCAAUUUUUUUUUUUCCUAUCAGUCCAUUCUUUAACAAAUAAGUUCAAUUUGUAUUUUAAUUUGAUAUGAAUAAUUGAAAAUUUUCAUAUGUGCAAUA
This is a messenger RNA of Cucurbita pepo subsp. pepo (vegetable marrow), 927 nucleotides long. RefSeq lists its product as uncharacterized. Gene Ontology annotation, cellular component: plasma membrane. Gene Ontology annotation, biological process: defense response to other organism. Lineage: Eukaryota; Viridiplantae; Streptophyta; Magnoliopsida; Cucurbitales; Cucurbitaceae. The record is from RefSeq and is a predicted model, not a curated record.